CUCCAAAAUCUUCCCCAUGCUUGCAUAUUAAAGGGACACCUCUGAAAAAAAAGGAUACGUUCAAGGUGGCCCUUAUCCACUGUACACUACAUACUCCGAGCCACGUGGUCGAGGGCAGGGCCGCCAGGCGAGGAGGGAGUGGCCGUCUGCGUCUCGCCCGCUGCGCUGGUCUUACCACCAGAGGCAGUCGCCUUCGCCUUGUUGGACUUCGGCUUCCUUUUCUUCCCCAUGAUCGACAACGAUGCGCGCUCGCACAAUCUUCCUUUUCUGCGAGUGAGGUGUGGUGAAUUAAACCACCCAGUCAGUAGAGGAAGGGUCUUCAGCCGUUUCAGGGAGAUACACGAGUGGAUAACGGCCUAACGCUAGAACCAGAGAGGGCCGCCAUGACCAGCAAGGACGACGAAUACGACUUUCUGUUCAAAGUGGUGCUGAUAGGGGACUCGGGGGUUGGCAAGAGCAAUCUCUUGUCGCGGUUCACACGUAAUGAGUUCAACUUGGAGAGCAAGAGCACCAUUGGAGUGGAGUUUGCCACCCGCAGUAUCCAGGUGGACGGCAAGACAAUCAAGGCUCAAAUCUGGGACACAGCUGGCCAGGAGAGAUAUAGAGCCAUUACCAGCGCUUACUACCGUGGAGCUGUGGGGGCUCUGCUGGUCUAUGACAUCGCUAAACACCUCACCUACGAGAACGUCGAGCGAUGGCUGAAGGAACUGCGCGACCAUGCUGAUGCCAACAUUGUGAUCAUGUUGGUCGGCAACAAGUGUGACCUCCGCCACCUUAGAGCUGUGCCGACUGAGGAGGCUAAGGUUUACGCAGAGAAAAACACUCUGUCUUUCAUCGAAACAUCGGCCCUGGACUCAACGAAUGUAGAGACUGCGUUCCAAAACAUCCUCACAGAGAUCUACCAUAUUGUCAGUCAGACAUCAACAGCCAAUGAUGACCAGCAAGUGACGCCAGAGAUACCAGGAGGCAAGCCCAUCAGGCCAGGAGAGGAGGAGGAAAAACCAGCCAAACGGCAGUGUUGCCAGCGGCAAUAGACUCCUCCCCCUCAUUAUGAUGUCAUCUUAUUAGUACUUAAUAACAAAUUGCACCUUGUGAUAUAACGCUUUAACUGAAUAAGUAAGUUGCACUUUACACAACGUGUAUCAUUAACUUAUUUGGAAUAAGUCAUACACUUGUUCUACAUGUUUUCUCUACAACGAAGUACAUAAUGCUGUGUUGGCUGUAUAUAAUAGGGGAUUUACUUUUGUUGCCGUAGAGAUUAUCAUAAAGAUUUUAACCCAUAUUUCUGUGGCAAUCAGAAUGGUUUCACAAACAUGUACAGGUCUAAAUUGUGCUCUUGCUGUGGGUGUCCGCAUCAUUUCUUCACUGCAUUACAUUACUUGACCUAUUAUGUUUGUAAUAAUCAGCAGAAGGACGAUGGAUUUUUUGGAAGCUUGAACAAAUACCCUUCAAAACCAUCUGGGCUGAAAGAGCUACCUUUAGAUACCAUUAGUUUGCAUGUAGCAGCUUUUUUCAUCUU
Geodia barretti is the source of this 1519-nucleotide messenger RNA. The record is from the annotation of a GenBank genome assembly. Lineage: Eukaryota; Metazoa; Porifera; Demospongiae; Tetractinellida; Geodiidae.